Messenger RNA from Chanos chanos (milkfish), 2875 nucleotides. It is a transcript of the gene epn1a, whose product is annotated as epsin 1a. Lineage: Eukaryota; Metazoa; Chordata; Actinopteri; Gonorynchiformes; Chanidae. Bases 648 to 2594 code for a protein of 648 amino acids. Gene Ontology annotation, cellular component: plasma membrane; clathrin vesicle coat; endosome. Gene Ontology annotation, biological process: endocytosis. The transcript is spliced from 13 exons. Gene Ontology annotation, molecular function: phospholipid binding; clathrin binding. The record is from RefSeq and is a predicted model, not a curated record.
CUCCUUGUACUACUCGAGCAACAGCAGGGUCAGUAAAGAUUUAAUUUCAGAUCAUAACAGUAGCAUUUCGUCAAUAACUUAAACACGUGUAAGACCUGUUUUACACGGGAGACACCACACGACCUUCGAUGCGGAUUAAAAAUAUUCGCUGCCACUUGAAAGCACUAUUAAUUUACCCCUGUCGUUCAACGCCUAGCUAGCAAGUUAGCCAGGCGAGCUAAGAGACAGCUAACCUUAGUUCGCGAGCCAGUCACCAAUAUCUUACGGUGCAGCCGAGUCAUUCCGUUGGCUUUCACUUUAAACGUCCGCUUCCUCACUUGUCUGACACCCCCGAAGCCACAGGCCGCUUCGAUUCCGUUUCGAUGUGUUGUGUUGUCUGAUAAAGGGGGAAGGGAGUCUUAAAUACGGGUUUCGGGGUGGUUCUUCUUUUUUUUUUUUUGCGUGUGUGCGUGCGUGCGUGGGUGAAUCUCUCGUUUUGGGCCCCGAUGACGACACACGGAGGCUUGGAGGAGCGGACAGGCUGAGACCAAGCGUGCCGUGACCUAGAGGAAAUAAGAGAGACAGGAAGAGAGAGAGAGAGAGAGAACGAUUCAUUCAGUCUCCUAGAUUUCCCAGGAAGCCGUAGGCCUAGGCCAAGCCCUGUUGCCAUGUCGACCUCCUCACUGCGUCGACAAGUGAAAAACAUUGUUCACAAUUACUCAGAGGCGGAGAUAAAGGUCAGAGAAGCGACCUCCAAUGACCCCUGGGGCCCAUCCAGUUCUCUGAUGUCGGAGAUCGCCGACCUGACGUACAACGUGGUGGCUUUCUCGGAGAUCAUGAGCAUGGUGUGGAAGAGACUGAACGACCACGGGAAGAACUGGAGACACGUCUAUAAGGCGAUGACUCUAAUGGAAUAUCUAAUAAAGACGGGAUCUGAGAGAGUGGCCCAGCAGUGCAGAGAGAACAUUUAUGCUGUCCAGACGCUUAAAGACUUCCAGUACAUCGACAGAGACGGCAAAGACCAGGGUGUGAACGUGCGAGAGAAGGCGAAGCAGCUGGUUACUCUGCUGAAAGACGAGGAGAGAUUACGAGAGGAGAGGAUCCACGCGCUCAAGACCAAAGAGAAGAUGGCACAGACUUCUAGUGCCUCCUCCGCGCCCUCUGCUCCAGGGUUAGGGGCCGGGGGGCUGUCCGCGCACGGGGGGCCGGACUCCGACCAGGCGUGGCCCCAGAGCUCCGGAGAGGAGGACCUGCAGCUGCAGCUGGCGCUGGCCAUGAGCAAGGAGGAGGCGGAGCAGAAAAACCCGAGCACCUUGGAGGACGCCGAACUUCGCUAUGCCCUCACACUCAGCAAGGAGGCACAGCAAGAGGAGGAGCGUCUGCGCAGGGGAGACGACCUGAGACUGCAGAUGGCUAUCGAGGAGAGUAAGAGGGAGAAAGCCAAACCUGAGGAGUCCUCUCUGAUGGAACUGAGUGCCGCUGAUCCCUGGGGAGUCCCUGCCGGCUCUGGUUCGGCGGGCCCCUCCCCCCCUCCUCCGUCUGCGGCUCCGCCCGCUGCGGCGGGGCCCUGGGGUGCAGCAGACCCCUGGGGGGCCACCUCUCCUGCCUCACCCCCCAGUGCUGACCCCUGGGGUGGGGGGCCGCCGGCCGUAGCGGCCCAACCUGACCCGUGGGGAGACGCCCCCAAAGUGAACUCUGACCCCUGGGCUUCGACAGCCGUGACCCCUCCCAGUGCCGACCCCUGGGGUCCCUCAGUGGCCCCGUCCACUGCCUCAGCCUCUGGGUCAGGUGACCCUUGGGCUGGUGACGGGCUUGCCCCUGCCACUGACACCCUGACCUCUGACCCAUGGAGCGGGCCUUCAAAACACACUAAUGGCACAGGAGAUCCAGACAGAAGAGGUUCGUCGGCAGCGGCAACCGGGGUCGAAGGGGGCGGGGGGAGCACCGGUUCACCGGUGCCCUUUGACCUCUCGUCGCUGGGCUCGUCUUUGCCCGUGCGGAAAACGCCGGAAUCGUUCCUGGGGCCCAACGCGGCGCUGGUGGAUUUGGACUCGCUGGUGUCGUCGAAACCGAAACCCAAGCAGCCUCCCCCCUCCAUCUCCUCCUCUUCACACAAUCCGUUCUUACAGACACAGGGCUCCUCUCCAGCUCCUGGUAUGGCAGUCACUCCAGGCAGUACCAUCUCCAGUCGGGGUGUGUCUCCAACCCCACCUGCCUCCUCUAACCCGUUUGGAGUGACCCCCUUGACUGCAAUCUCCCCCCAGCCGUCAGUGCUUGGCCUGAGCCAGCUACGCACCAGCCCUGUCCCGCCUAACCCCAUGCUUGGUCACAUGCCACCCCCGACUUUGGGCAUGGUUCAGCCCGGCAUGGGUAUGCCCCCAAUGGGGGUCCCUGGCGUGGGUCUCGGAAUGGUACAGUCUAGUCCAAUGGGAAUGCCUUUUAGUGGAAUCUCGCCAAUGGGACAGCCUGGGAACCCCAUGCUGAUUGGUCCUGGGCCCGGCCAAUCUCCUUUGAUUUUGGGUGGGCCGAGUGGAGUGGGCGGGGCAAUGGGCGCAGGAGGAUCAGUUGGAGGGGGAGGAGCCACAGGUGCGAGCACCAAUCCUUUUCUUCUUUGAGAAAAUUCACCCCCCCCCCCCCCCCCCCCCCCCUCACACACACAACUUUUUGGGUCCUUUUUCACUUCAGAGACCCACCCACACACGCCCAAUACAAACAGUUUAUGUGUCCGAUUAUUAAAACAAAAGUCAUCCAAAUGAUGUGUGUACAUCUCCAUAUUUACAGAAGACAAGGAAAACAAAACAAAACAGAAUUGUGGUUAUUUUACUUUCACAGCCAAGCAUUUCAGUCUUUAUUAUUAUUAUUAUAAUUUUUUUUUUUUGCUUGGCAGAAUGGGAUU